Gaeumannomyces tritici R3-111a-1 is the source of this 2433-nucleotide messenger RNA. RefSeq lists its product as hypothetical. Bases 725 to 2224 code for a protein of 499 amino acids. Gene Ontology annotation, biological process: regulation of intracellular signal transduction; cellular response to L-arginine. Lineage: Eukaryota; Fungi; Ascomycota; Sordariomycetes; Magnaporthales; Magnaporthaceae. The record is from RefSeq and is a predicted model, not a curated record. The transcript has 2 exons. Gene Ontology annotation, cellular component: cytosol.
CACUUGUCGACGUUGCUUUUUGUCUUCAACGACGGUCGAAUCGCAAUCCCUCGCUUGGCUGCCAUCAAACCAUACCAUCCGCCCAUCAACCAACUAUAAUUUUCCCCCUCGCCCAGCCAGCCGCGUCGUUCGUCUCGAAAUUGCCUAUUUAAAGUUCGAGACCUCGAUCCCCACAAACCCCGCGAUGGCAUCAUAACACGCGUAAAAACAAAGAACGCCGAGCGGGUUGGGAGGAGCGACGCAAAAAAAAAAACAACAUCAAAUAGAACAAAGCCGUCAAAGGGACACCUUCUUUCGGAUGCAAGCACAUGGUCGAUAGGCCGCCUGCAGCUUUCUGAGACCCCCUCCAAAUUCGAGUCCGUCCCGUCGCCAUUUUUCCGGUUGCGGCGUCUCCCACGAGUCAAAUCCCAAGGGCAAAACAGCCAGCGCCAACGCCAUAUCCCGGAAACCAUUACGGACAGAAGGAGGAGGACGAGAAAAAAAAGGUUACGGCGGCCCAGCCCUUAUCUGGAUUUCCCCACAUCCGGGUCUUGCUCUCUGACUGGGUCUCCCGGGUUUUUUGCUAUUGAUUUCGCUAGUGCAGGUGGCGGCACGAGACCUGGGCUCCCCCGUGCUUGGGAAUCUACGGCUACCACAUCACUCGGGGUCAUUGUCUCCUCGGGUGCGGUUGGGGCACAUACAGAGAACUUCUAGUUCGUCACCGUCGGGAGGAAUCACCGCCACCAUGAACGCCCAGGUUUCGUUCCUUGACGGCGAGCUCAGCCUCAUCCACAUCCCGCUGGACCUCUACUCGUCCCUGCUCCAGCCAAUCCUGCAGGUCCUCCUGCCGCAGCGCGAGAGCCUCUGGCCGGGCAACCGCGCGCGGCUCCCCGACGACGCGGCCCCGGCGCCCGACGGGGUGCUGGGGCGGGACCACCGGCACGGGUUCCUCAACGUGAGCGUGACGCCCGUCGAGUGCUCCGUCGUGUGCCACGCGUCGUGGGUGGCGGCCGUGUUCGAGCCGGCCAUCGGGCGGCUCCUCCCCCGCGAGGCGGCGCGCCGCGUGUCGGUGUCGCGCGACCGAUACGUGGCGCUGUGCGUCAUCAACGCCGGCAUGGACGCCGGCUGCCGCGUCGUCGACCUGUCGUCGCCCCUGGCCCUGGCCGGCAUCCCCAUCUUCUUCAUCACCACCUACUACAGCGACUUCAUCCUGGUGCCGAGCAAGGACCGCCGCUCCGUCGUCGCCGCCCUGCUGGCGGGCGGCUUCGAGUUCAGCUCUGGGAGCGACUCGUCCUUUGUGUCGCCGCUGGCCGCGCGCGGCGGUGGCGGCGGAGGGGGGCUCCAGACGGCGCCGCACUCGCGCGCGGGAAGCAGCAGCAGUAGGAGCGGCAGCAGCGGCAGCAGCGGCGGCGUCGGCCACGGGCGGCCGUUCAAGCUGGAGCCCGGGUCGCCGGUGCCGCACGACGCGGAGGAGUUGCAGGCGCGCACAUUUGACCUUCUGCGACGCCGCCGCGUCGAGCCCCGCGUCGACCCGGACCUGCACCUCAUCCACUGCUCGGGCCACGAGACGUCGACGCGCCAGCUGGCGGGGGAGAUCUCGGUCGGGCUGAUGAACAGGCCGUCGCUGAACCGACUGAACACGGGCCCCAAAGGAUCAGGGGGAGGCGGGCUUGGCGGGGGAGGGGACGGCGGUGGUGGAGGCGGCGGCGGCGGCGGCGGCGGUGCCAGGUUUGGCCAGAACGGCGGCGGCCAUAAUGGCCACGACUACCACCAGCACAGCCAGCAGCCGCAGCAGCAACAACAACAAACGCACACGUGGGCCGACGCGGUGGACACACGGCUGUACGCAUGUCUCGUGGCGGCCCUGGCGUCGCGGCCGCGGUUCCUAUCGGUGACGCUGGCGCAGGACGACCCGCCGUCGCUGCUGCUGGACAAGACGCUGCUGCCGCUCUUUGGCGACUCGGUCAUGGGCUACACCGAGGGCGACCUGGUGCCCAUCUUCCUGGACCUGGCGGCCCUGCCGUUCGAGGCCACGGGCAUCGUGUCGGGCGUCGCCGGCCGCGUCGUGCGCGAGAUGGUCGGCGAGGACGAGGCCGAGGCGGCGCGCCGCGAGCAGGCGCUCAACUCGCCGCUGCUGCCCGAGCUGUCGUACCUGUCGACGGCCCGGGCCGGCGCCGUGAUCCUGCCGCGCGAGCAGUCCGAGAAGGCGCUCGAGAUAUUGAGGCCGCUGCUGGUGAAGAAGUAGGUGGUGGGUGUCUAGUAAGGGCGCGCGGGGGAAAAUUGACUCUGAAAUCAUUCAAUAUCCAAGGCGUGGGAAAAGCAGCAAGUCAAUGUCGGAAGAAGAGAUGGGAUAUAGCCCAUGGCGCUAGAAAAUAGAUGCCGUUGAGUGCGCCACAAUCUUGGAUAUGUAAAUGCCGAGAACAAGAAUCAAAACAGGAGCCCAGGGGUUUGGAG